AUCAAAUCACACUGGAAACAGGCUUAUUAGAGUUGCUGAGGCCUCACACUAUAGGGACUACUCGGACACACGCACACUAACAACCGCACGAAAUAUGAUUAGCAAAACAAAGAAGUAACUGGUCUCUGGUGUUAGAGUCGCGGCAAUACCGGCCGCCACGAAGAAUGGGCUGUGGAGCUUCAACACGUUCACAAGCAGUGCAGCAUGGAAGUCCUAUGCAUGCGAAGGACACUCCAACAAGUUGGGAACUUAUAAAGUGUUCACCUUCAGUGCGUGAACUGUUCCAAAAGCACGAUAUGCCACCGGAAAUCGCCAAGCUGUUCGUGGAUGAGCUUGCUCUUAGCACAACUAAACACCUGGGCCUUGCAACCGAGGACGACAUUAAAGACCUCAAAGUAAAGCCAAUCUUCAAAAGACGGUUCUUGGGCAUAGUUAAUGAUGCCAACAGCAGGCAUGCUGAACCAGCGUUGACUGCAUCUCAAGCUCCAACUACUCCAUCACCUGCGGCCAUUACUGUGGUGGCCAAUGCCACGCCUACUGUACCUUCGCCUGCUACACCUCAGGAGCAUUCCACCGGCUCCACAAAACUCAAGGAGCGGGUCCAGAAGGGACUCAAGGUGGGCUGCACCUUCCUGACCAAAGUCAAGCCUAUGUUGCCAUUCCCAGGUGACAUGGUCGCUGGCGCGCUGGCCGUCCUCAUGGACCUCGUGUCCCAGGCUAUAGUCAACAAGGAUAACCUGACCAAGCUGCAGGAGCGGGCGGUGGACCUGUUUGACCUUGUCGUCGACAGGCACGUCCCACAAGCAGCGCUGAUGGUGGCUGGCGCUGCAGCGACGCAGCAACCGCGGCAACAUCGUCAGCAAAAGAUGUUGGACGCGUACAUGAAGCUGAUGGAUCGGUUCCGCGACCUGCUCACGGAGCUCAUCGAGUACGUCCGCGUGUUCUCGUCCCACAGCUGGCUUGUCCGCAUCAUCACCAGUGGUGGCGACCGGCAGCGGUACGAGGACUACGCACGGAAGCUACUCGACCUGACACUCGAGGCGCAGUUCGCUGUGGUGGUGGACAUGGCCGGCAUGACGGAGGAGAUGCGGGCAGCCAUGGAGGAGAUGAAGCAACAGAUGGUGUACAUAGACCACAGCGCUGAGGUGCGUGCUGCGGUGGAGGAGUUGGGCGGCGUGGAUGCCGUGAUGGCUGACGAAGAUAAGGCCAAGGAGGUGGUGGAGAAGCUGGGGAUGGGGCAGAGGCUGACCAUCAGGAUUAUGAAGCAAGGGCUUGCAGCCGUGAAAGCAAGCGUGGAGAAGGAAGGCGAUAAGGGCUUUCACCUUCUGAUCUCUCAUAUGGACCUGCGCGUUUUGUGGCACACCUUCUUCACUGGGAAAUGGAGAGUCCCCUGGCGCCUCUGGUGGUUGGGGUUUCCAAGUCGCCUGGGGGAGAAGGUGCACCUGGAGCCAAGCUACGUCUCAGCGUUAUGCGGUGCGUUGGGGAGCGAUCAGGCAAAGCAGGCGUUCCAGCAACAUGUGGAGCGGUCGGACCCCGACAACGUCAGCGUGGAUGAGAUCGAGGAGGCCUUCCCCCCGGACGCUGACCUACUGCAGCUCGUGCGCCAGCUCACAGCCAGCAGCAGUGGCAGCAACACCAUGGCCGCACUUGGCAGUAGCAGCACACCUGGGCAUACCACCACUGGAGUGGUGCAACUCACAUCAACCAGCAGCAGCGAGGCAGCCCCAAGCCACACCCAACAUGAGGCUAUGGCGAGAUGCCGCCUGCCACCACUUGACCCAUUGUACACGGGCCGUGACGCCGAUGCAGAGCUGGUGGUGCGGCUUGUGAAGGAACAGGCAGCAGCCCAACGCGGCGUGUGCCUGCUGGGCGGUGCGGGCCUGGGCAAGUCCAGUCUGGCGGUGGAUGUGGGGUGGAGGCUGGCCAAGGAGGGGGCGUGCCCAGGGGGCGCAUACCUUUGUGACCUGCGUGAUGCGCGGUCUGUGGACGAUGUGCUCAUGCGCAUUGCGCUGGCGGUGGGAAGUGCCAUCACGGGCGAUGAUACCCUCCUCAAGUUGCUUGCGUGGCUGCGCUCCAACUCGGCUCGCUGUGAUGGUGGCAUGUUGCUGGUGAUGGACAACGCCGAGGACGUGCUGCAGGCAGGUGGAGGAGGAGGCAAGGGCUUCAGGGACGCCAUGGCCCAGGUGGGCAGGAUUGGGUCAGAUCGUAAAGGAGAGGAGAAG
Molecule: messenger RNA, 2222 nt
Organism: Astrephomene gubernaculifera
Lineage: Eukaryota; Viridiplantae; Chlorophyta; Chlorophyceae; Chlamydomonadales; Astrephomenaceae
Source: the annotation of a GenBank genome assembly